CACGUUGCCUAGAAUUAGCAACUGUGCGCGCAAUAUUUGAUUUUUGUCAGCUUGUUUUUAAAGAAAUCUCAUCAAAUUGUGAAAAAUGAGUGUUAGCGAUGGAGUGUUUAAUAAUCUACGACAAAAACUUGAUGUUUUGGGAUACACACAAACAUUACCAUUGGUUGGCAUUCCAUUGGUAGCAGCGUUGUUCGAAGAUUUGGUCAAGUCCACGGAAAGUCUACGAGAUGCUAAGAAAAAAAUUGUCGAUUUAUUGGAGGAAAAGUCAUGUUGGGAAUUAGGAGUUGAACCGUACAAGUGUGACAAUUCACGCCUCUUGGCUGAGUGCAAUCAGCUGCACCAGCAAAAUUUAAAGGAACGAGAGGAACAUGAGCAGCGCAAUUUCGAAUUAAGCCAGAAAAUCCGUAACCUUGUUACGGAUAAGAUUCAUCUAGAGGAGCACUGCCAGCAGUUGCAGCAACAACUUGGAACACUGUUAAACAAACAACAGAGUGCUGGAGCUGCGCUGAGCAUGAAAAAUACGAAAGACAAAGCCAAGAAACCGUUUGUAAGCACCGUACGUUCAGGCGAACGCCUACCGCCGCUUAUGGAAAAUGCUAGCAAUACACGCUGCACCAAAUGUAAUACACAAGCUGCGCGACAGCAUGGGGGCAAUAGUUCAGAAAAUAUGUCCAGUAUAGCAAUGAAAGCUGAGUUUGAAAAGUUGGAGAACCGAGUAAAGGACUUAACCGAGCAAUUGGAAUUCUAUAAGCGGAAGAUUGAAUCUCGUGAUCGCGAAGUACGUCGCUUAAAUGAUCUUCUUAGUGGUGGUCGUCCUCCCGCAGCUCUUGCCAAGGAUUGCUGUUUUAAAGAUGUGCGCGGUAUGUCCGAAGAUAUAGAUCUAUUGCAGCGAGAGAAGACCGAGAUAUUGAUUAAAUUACGCGAGUACCAAGAGCAAAUGCACGAGGCGAUGCAACGUGCACUUUCGUUGGAAACCCAGAACAAACAAUUGCAAAGGGAGCUUGAUGAAUUGAAGGAAGCAGCACUAGCUGUGGAAACACAAGCAAACACGGAAAUAGCGCAGCGUGAACACGAGCUGGAGGUGUUACAAAAAGAGUUGAAGAAACUGCGUGCGAGACAAGAGCGAGUAAGCGACAAUAUAGCUCAAAUGAACCGUAGAGCUAGUGAUGAUGUUAGCAACGCUGAUGAUUCAGCAGUAAUUGCUACAUUGAAUGCUGAUAAACGGCGCUUAAAUGAACGUAUCAAUGAGCUCACACAAAGAUAUUCUGAGAUGAAAAGAGAAAAUGAGCGACUGCAAAGAAAAGCAGUUAAAUUGAAAGGAAAAAUACAUGAUAUGCAAAAAGAACUUCAAGAUAAUGUGCAACAAAAAGAGCAACGCAUCGAUGAAGAGAAAGUAAGAAUCAAAUCGGAACGCGAUUUUUUCCAAAAAGAAUAUUUACGUCUGAUAAGCAAAGCUGGUUCUGAAAAGGAAGUUGACUUCCUGCAAUCUCAAAUCAAAUCCAAAGACGAUGAACUCCGUCUGCUUCGCGCUGAGCUGUGUUUACGUCAACAAGAGCGGCUACUGCCAGCGGUUACUGCAGCCCAUGCCGCUACUACCACUGCCCCAACUGAGCGUUGUGUCUUUACACAAGCGUCACUAGCCAGUGCACGUUCAAAUCACUCGGCAAAGUCAACAAAUAGUAUUGCGAGCAGUGAUUGUGUACAAGCUGUAGUUUUGCGUGCAGAGCGUGAACGUGAUUGCGCUCGCGCUGAAUUGGAGCGUGUUCGUUGUGAACGCGAUACAUUGCGCGAAAAGCACGUGUCUAUGCUGCAAGCACAAUCAGUGGAAACGCAAAAGGCACAAACACAUCUGGCCGAGCUAAAUGCGCGCUUACGACAGUUGGAACGUGAAAAUCGUGAACUCAAUUCAGCGCGUGUGCCAAGUGAAACACAUAUUGUCUUGCUUAAGGAAGAAAUCGACGAACUGAAGCGACGACUUUUCGCAUCGCAAGAGGAAAAUACCAAGUUGCGCACCUCUCAAAAUCAAUUGAAAAUUUUGAACGAACAAACAGAACGCACGUUACAGGAGUAUCAGAAUAAGCUUACAAUAGCAGAACGACAGUUGCAAACUGCAGAUAUACGUUUGAAUGAUAUUGAUACAAAUCGAGAGACCACACAUCGUGAAGCAGUGCAGCUACGUAACGAAGUUGCAGCAUUGAAGAAGACUUACGUGUCGCUUGAGAAUGAGAAAGAUAAAAUAUUGUCGCAAUUAGAUGCUAAGACUGAGCGCGCCUACCAAUUGGAAUUUGACCUGAGAAUUUGUAAAGAGAAGCGUAUUGCUUUGGAGAAGGAAGUUAAAGACUUAGAAGAGCAAUUAAGCGAAUUAACUCUAAAAACUCGUGAACGUACUGCCGAAUUGCAAGAGACCUCUACGGAAAGCAAAAGUUUGCGUCAGCAAAUUGCUGCACUGAAAAUCAGCCGAGACGAAGCCAUCGCGGAAAAUGGCCGACUGUCGAAUGAACUGGCCGAGCGUCAAGCGGAGAUUUUGACGCUCAAGAAAAAACUGAAAGAUUCCGAAUUUGAAAUCGAACAAUUGAAGCAGCAAUUGCGUCAGUAUGUGGCUGAGGUAAAGAAAGCGGAGGAUUUGCUGUUACAUAAGGAAAAGGAGCGCGAAGAAAUGCUUGAACAUUACCGCAGUCUUUCGCACGACGCGGUCAUAUUGGAGGGCAACAAUCAAAGUCUAGAAGUUGAGGCUGCCGAACACAAACGCCAGAUUAAUGAAUUAGAAGAUGAGAUAAAUGCAUUGAAGAAGGAAAUUUGCUGCCGCAAUGGGCAUAUUGAACAACUAGAGGACAAGCUAACUGCGUUAACAGCACAAAGUGCUAAAUUAGAACGUCAACUCGAGGAAGCUUUCGAUGAGCAACGUCUGCUGAAGGUUGAUUUGGCUGCGCGUAAGGAGCUUUGCGAUAAGUUGGACAUUGAAAAAGAAAAAUUAAAUGCUGAGCUCACAGAACUGAAUGAGAUAAAGCGCAAGCUUGAACGUGACAAUGAAAAGCUGCGCGCGGAUAUGGAAAAAACCACCAACGGGCAGAAGGUCUCCGCUGAAACGCUUGAAGAAUUGUUAGGUAAAACACGACGCGAUCUUGAGGAGCAAAUCAAAGUCGACAGUAAAUUAAGUCAGGAAUUGGUGCGUUUGCGGCAGCAAAAUGACGAUUUAUUGCGCGAGCUUGACGCUGAACGCCAACGUUAUCAUCAGCAGGUGACACUGGCUAAAGAAUUUCAAAUCCAAAAUCAAGAACUGCGUCAUAAUCUCACCGAUGAUCGUUUCCGCCAAGCGCGUUCGCGUGAGCAGAGUCCGCGCUACCCAGCGCAGACGUUAUAAGAAU
Messenger RNA from Anastrepha obliqua, 3365 nucleotides. RefSeq names its product centrosomal protein of 135 kDa (gene Cep135). The record is from RefSeq and is a predicted model, not a curated record. NCBI's taxonomy places the organism in Eukaryota, Metazoa, Arthropoda, Insecta, Diptera, Tephritidae. The transcript has 17 exons. The coding region runs from base 86 to 3361 and encodes 1091 amino acids.